AUGUCGUCCAGAUACUCAGCAAAUCAGUACGAUGAUGCCUUCAAGUCUAAAAGGCUGCAGAAUUGGUGUAUGACGAAGCCUGAAUUUAAGGCACCCACAGCACGAAAAGGCUGCACCAAAUUCGUUGCAGAUAAUAGUGGACACCUGCUUCCUGGAGUAGUCAAGAAAGGCAGUGUUUGGCCUGACUUCAAAGGGACAUGGGAUCUACCUGCUCGAAUACCAGCCCAUAAAAUCAACCCCACUAGCCGCUCUGCGGAGGGUCUUCAACGCCUCAAGGCCUGGGGUUUGGACCCUGACCACAAAGCCACCUCUCGGCCAGCAAGCAGCAGCAAAAAAACUGAUGGCGGCAAAAAAACGGAUGCCUUGCAGAACGCUGGCAAGGAGAACUCUGAGGGUGUACAGCAGGACAAUGCUUCAUCCGUGCCCCCACCAACAGCUGAAACCCAGCCAGCGUCUCAGAGCCGCCCAGUUUCUGCAGACACCAAAACUGGCAAACAGAGUGUGAGCCAGGCAGAUGAGGUUUUAUCUGUCAUAAAUGCUGCCGAUCCUGUGACAAGCAAACCAGCAAGCCUGAGAGCGAUGUCAUCUUUGAGCCUGGAACAGGCGAAAACAACUCAGAAUAAGUGA
Nerophis lumbriciformis (worm pipefish) is the source of this 627-nucleotide messenger RNA. NCBI's taxonomy places the organism in Eukaryota, Metazoa, Chordata, Actinopteri, Syngnathiformes, Syngnathidae. The record is from RefSeq and is a predicted model, not a curated record.